AUGUAUGCAUUGCCUACUAGUGCUGACCGUGCCGGUCACCUGUGCGUCCCGCCUGACCCAGGUAUAGGACCUGCUGCUCUAGCUACUGGUGAGGCUGCUGCUCUGGGUGCUAGUGAGUCUCCUGCUCCAGGUACAGGUGCGGCUGCUGCUCUAGGUGCUAGUGAGUCUGCUUCCUCAGGUGCGGGUGAGGCUGCGCUCUCAGGUACCGCGUUGGCUUCGGCCUCCCUCACCUUUACACUUGACUCUGGGGCUUCUCGCUCCUUCUUUCGGGACCGCACCACACUCACGCCGCUUGGUCGGCCGGUUGCUGUCUCCCUGGCUGACCCCUCUGGGGGUCCUGUCCUCGCUCACUUCUCCACUGUCCUCCCGUGUCCGGCUGCCCCCUCGGGCACCCUGUCUGGCCUGUACCUCCCCUCGUUCUCGACGAACUUGGUGAGUGGUGCAGACCUACAGGAUGCGGGGGUUCACCAGUUCACUCCUGCGAGUCAGCGGGUGACCCACUGCACGGACGCACGCACAGGCCGGCACUUGGCCACGUUCUCGCGUCGGCCGGGGUCGAGCCUCUACACCCUGACCACUGAGUCUCCUCCUGUCCCCGCGUCCGGUCAGGUAGCAGCGUCGGGUCAGGUGUUUGCUGCUGCGUCCAGGUCUGGUCCUGAGUCUGCCCCCUGUUCGUGUCGCCUCCUGUCUCACGAGACUCUUCUGUGGCACCACCGUCUAGGCCACCCCUCCUUGCCCCGUCUUCGGGGCAUGGCUUCCCGUGUCCUUGUCUCUGGUCUUCCCCAGUCUCUCCCUCCCCUUCCUUCGGGACCAGGACCUUCCUGUGUCCCCUGUGUCGAGGGGCGCCUCAGGGCUGCUCCUCACUCCUCCCAGUUUCCCCCGACAGAGGCUCCUCUGCAGACGCUUCACAUGGACGUGUGGGGCCCGGCCCCCGUCCGUGGGCAGGGUCACGAGCGCUACUUCCUGUUGGUGGUUGACGACUACUCGCGUUACACCUCAGUCUUCCCCUUGCGCAGCAAGGGUGCUGUCACUGAGGUGCUGAUCGACUGGAUCCGCGAGGCUCGUCUCCAGCUCAGGAGGAGCUUCGGCUCGGACUUUCCUGUUCUGCGUCUGCACUCUGACCGAGGUGGGGAGUUCUCCUCUCGCCUUCUGCGAGACUACUGUCGUGCACAGGGGAUCCGCCAGACCUUUACGCUUCCGGACUCUCCACACCAAAAUGGGAUUGUUGAGCGCCGCAUUGGCAUGGUCAUGGAUGUCGCUCGUACGUCCAUGAUGCAUGCGGCUGCCCCCCAUUUUCUGUGGCCGUUUGCGGUUCGGUACGCGGCGCAUCAGCUCAACCUUCACCCCAGGGUCUCUCGGCCCGCGAUGUCCCCUGUGUUACUGUGGACAGGGAAGGUCGGCGAUGCGUCUGCGUUCCGUGUCUGGGGAUCUCGGGCGUUUGUCCGCGACUUGUCUGCGGACAAGCUAUCCCCCCGUGCUGCUCCCUGUGUCUUCCUUGGCUUCCCCCCUGACGCUCCAGGGUGGCAGUUCUACCACCCCUCCUCUCGUCGUGUUCUGUCCUCCCAGGACGUCACGUUCGACGAGUCAGUCCCCUUCUACCGCCUCUUCCCCUACCGUACUCCUUCCCUCCCCCCCCCACCGGACUUCCUGGUACCAGUUCCCCCCCCGGUAGACCCCCUCCCCCCUCAGGUUCCUGCCCCUUCAGGUGUGUCCCAGGUAGACACGGUCGAGCCAGUCGAGGUUGCUGCUGAGUCUGGUCCUGCUGCGGGUGCUGAGCCUGGGGGUGCUGAGCCUGGGGGUGCGGAGCCUGCGCCUGCUGGACCUGGGGGCUCUCCGGUUCUUCCGUCUCGGCGGGAGCCGCUCUCUCCACAGGAGCUGCGCGAGUGGUUUGCUCGCCGCUGGAGGCGUGCUGCUGGAGCUGGAGCUUCUUCGCCUGCUGAGGGUGCUGCCGGUCCCGGAGCUGCUGGGCCUGCGAGUCCUACUGGAGCUGGAGCUACUGAGUCUGGGGGUGCUGAGUCUGGAGCUGCUGAGCCUGGAGGUGCUGAGUCUGGAGCUGCUGAGCCUGGGGGUGCUACGUCUGGAGCUGCUGUGCCUGGGGGUGCUGAGUCUGGAGCUGCUGAGCCUGGGGUUUCUCCUGCUGCUGCGUCUCGCCGGGAGCCCCUCUCUCCACAGGAGCUGCGCGAGUGGUUUGCUCGCCGCUGGAGGAGUGCUGCUGGAGCUGGAGCAUCGUCGACCGUCGAGGGUGCUGGUGCUGCCGGUCCCGGAGCUGCUGGGCCUGCGGGUCCUACUGGAGCUGGAGCUGCUGAGGGUGUUGGUGCUGAGACUACUGCUGUCUGUCGUGGCGGUGGUUCUGCUGCUGGUGCUGCUGGAGGUCCUGCCGCUGGAGGUGUUGGUGGCGCUGGUGCUGUCGCUGAGGGUGCUGGUGCUGUCCCUGCUGAGUCUGGAGCUGCCGCGCGGCCUCGGCCGUACUUCGUUCCGCUCCUACAGCAGGUUCUUGGUCUUUCUCCUUCGGUAGAGUGUCCACAGCCUGUCCAGUCGCAGUCACUGUUGGAGCCUUCCUCUCCUCUGCCUGCUCCCUCUCAGAACACUGGUCCUACUGAAGGUCUUGCUGAGCGUCGUGAGCCUGCGUCUCGUCCCGCGUCGCCGGUUCGUGCUGCUCGCGCUAUUGGUCGCGGUUCGCGUCAGCGUCCUCCUCUUGUCCCUGGCACGCACCGGAUGUCUCUGCGUCCGUCCACUGCUCCUCUGCGUGCCCCUUUGCCUUCUCCUCCUAAGUCCUCUCUUCCUGCGCUUGCCGACCCUGAGUCGGACUCUCUUCGCGCUGCCAGUCCUACUGUCACGCGUCUGCUUGCUACUGUCGUCACUGACCCCUCUUUUGAGUCCACUGCUGCGUCUGCUCUAGUCGCUGAGCUCGUUGAUUUUGCUGCUCGCUGUCGUCUCGACUACGCUGCUAGUCUUGUUGCUGAGUCUGCGUCUGUCUGUCCUCCGUCCGUCGGGGGUGAGUGUGCUCUUGGCACGGACGUCCUAGAGGACAGGCAGGAGGAGUUACAGUGUCUAGCGGCUGCUUCACCUCAUCUCGCGUCUGUACUGCUUGCCCCUGAGGGAGACCCGGAUGCACUAGACAUCCCGACUCCGCGUUCUUACGCGGAGGCCGUAGAGGGUCCCUACUCCUCUCAGUGGCAGGCAGCUAUGGAUGCAGAGAUGGCUUCCUGGAAGUCCACAGGCACCUACGUUGACGCGGUUUCCCCUCCUGGGGCGAACAUCGUCAGUGGCAUGUGGAUCUUCAGGGUGAAGCGGCCGCCGGGCUCUCCACCUGUCUUCAAGGCAUGGUACGUUGCUCGUGGCUUCAGUCAGCGGCAGGGAGUUGACUACUUUCAGACCUUCUCUCCCACCCCGAAGAUGACCACUCUUCGGGUGCUGCUGCACAUAGCCGCUCAGCGCGACUACGAGCUUCACUCUCUCGACUUCAGCACUGCGUUCCUGCAGGGUAGCCUGCACGAGGAGAUCUGGCUGCGCCGUCCACCUGGCUUCACUGGGACUUUCCCUCCUGGCACCCAGUGGAGCCUCCGACGGCCAGUCUACGGUCUCCGCCAGGAACCGCGUGAGUGGCACGACACACUGAGGACUACGCUUGCGGCUCUUGGGUUUGCUCCUUCUACUGCUGACCCGUCGCUGUUUCUGCGCACCGACACUUCACUGCCGCCGUUCUACAUCCUCGUGUACGUCGACGACUUGGUCUUUGCCACAGCGGACACUGCUGGACUCGCCUACGUGAAGUCCGAACUGCUGAAGAGACACACGUGCACAGACCUGGGUGAACUGCGCAGCUACCUUGGCUUGCAGAUCACUCGGGACAGAGCACGCCGCACCAUUACCUUGACUCAGUCACACAUGGUGCAGCAGGUCCUUCAGCGCUUUGGCUUCACGUACUCCUCGCCUCAGGCCACUCCUCUGCCUACUCGCCACUCACUCUCAGCUCUGCCUUCGGAUGAGUCCGUAGAGUCGAGUGGUCCGUAUGCAGAGCGUGUUGGCUGCCUCAUGUACCUGAUGACCUGCACACGACCUGACCUUGCAUACCCUCUGAGCAUUCUUGCACGCUAUGUUGCUCCUGGGAGACACAGACCAGAGCACAUGGCUGCAGCGAAGAGGGUAUUGCGCUACCUGUGCAGUACGUCGGGCAUGGGGCUAGUGCUUUGA
Closterium sp. NIES-65 is the source of this 4194-nucleotide messenger RNA. NCBI's taxonomy places the organism in Eukaryota, Viridiplantae, Streptophyta, Zygnematophyceae, Desmidiales, Closteriaceae. The record is from the annotation of a GenBank genome assembly.